This is a messenger RNA of Aureobasidium subglaciale EXF-2481, 376 nucleotides long. RefSeq lists its product as uncharacterized. The record is from RefSeq and is a predicted model, not a curated record. NCBI's taxonomy places the organism in Eukaryota, Fungi, Ascomycota, Dothideomycetes, Dothideales, Saccotheciaceae. The coding region runs from base 77 to 310 and encodes 77 amino acids. The transcript has a single exon.
UGCACGGUGAACAACUCUAAUCUGGAUUUUUGAGAGGUAGACAGCUCUUGGCUUCCCGAUCACCAGGAUUCGAGCUAUGAUCAUCGAACCCUGCUUGCAUCGCGAGCGACGAUCAUAUGUCAGAAGGCACGCGAGACACCAGCAGUGUCUUUCUAUGUACGGAGCCCGCGGCCGCGGAGCUCACCCUGUGAUGAGCCUAUGCGUCGUCAUCAUGGUUCUGUGCCGCAAUGGACGCUGUGAUUCUGUAGCAUUCGACUCUGCACAAUGGUUUGAUGCAAAAACCCAGGAAACAGGGAACUGUUCGCUGUAGCCGUUGCCGUGCUUGAUAUCCUACAUCCUUGAAAGAUCAUGAAAGCCAAACUAGGCAAGGCUCGAA